Eubalaena glacialis (North Atlantic right whale) is the source of this 7620-nucleotide messenger RNA. It is a transcript of the gene DENND4C, whose product is annotated as DENN domain containing 4C. Gene Ontology annotation, molecular function: protein binding. Gene Ontology annotation, biological process: regulation of Rab protein signal transduction. The record is from RefSeq and is a predicted model, not a curated record. Bases 396 to 6266 code for a protein of 1956 amino acids. The transcript has 33 exons. Lineage: Eukaryota; Metazoa; Chordata; Mammalia; Artiodactyla; Balaenidae. Gene Ontology annotation, cellular component: cytoplasmic vesicle.
CUGUUCUGUGGAAAGGGGCGGAAGGAGAGGGAGGAAAAAAAGAAAAAGGGAACAGAAACAUGGCCGUCAGCUGUCGGGGCAGUAGUGCAGCACGCAGCUCCUAGGCAACCCGCCGCCCGCACUACCGGCCUCCGGUGAGCCGAGGCGCCGGCGCGAGCUCGCGCUCCCGGCUGUUACCCCUCGUUGCAAGCGGCGCCCCUCGAGACCCAGCCCGGGAGGCGGCGCAGGCGCAGAGCGGUCGGUGGUGGCGGCAGUGGCGGCGGCGGCCGCCAGAGCAAGUCCCCUGCCCUGCCGAGGGCGCCCAGGCCCGAAGCCGGCGCUUUCAUGCCCCAGGAAGGGGCUGUGCCCGGGUGGCGCUGAAGGAGGAGCGGGCGGCAGGAUAUAUAGAAGCAGCCAUGAUAGAAGACAAAGGGCCAAGAGUGACUGACUACUUUGUUGUGGCAGGUCUCACUGAUACAUCUACUCUUUUGGAUCAAGAAAUAAAUCGUUUAGAUACUAAGUCUACUGGACCUAAAGCUCCAAUUACAGACAUUGCAGUUAUUAACAAAUCAGCUGGGGAAACAGUACCUGAGGGUUACACCUGUGUUGAAGCCACUCCGUCAGCUCUCCAGGCAAACUUGAACUAUGGAAGUCUGAAAAGCCCAGAACUGUUCCUCUGUUAUAAGAGAGGGAGAGAUAAACCACCCCUUAUUGACAUUGGAGUUUUAUAUGAUGGGAAAGAAAGGCUAAUUCCAGGAUGUGAAGUGAUCCAAGCCACACCCUAUGGUCGCUGUGCCAAUGUCAACAAUAGUUCAACUACUUCACAAAGAAUCUUUAUCACUUAUCGAAGGGCUCCUCUAAUUCGACCCCAGAAUUCGUUGGCUGUAACUGAUAUCUGUGUUAUCGUAACCAGUAAGGGAGAAACCCCUCCUCAUACCUUCUGCAAAGUUGACAAAAACUUAAAUUGCGGAAUGUGGGGUUCCAGUGUGUUUCUGUGUUAUAAGAAGUCUGUGCCUGCUUCUAAUGCAAUAGCGUAUAAAGCUGGUUUAAUUUUUAGGUAUCCAGAAGAGGACUAUGAGUCAUUUCCGCUCUCGGAAUCUGUCCCUCUCUUCUGCCUUCCGAUGGGAGCUACAAUUGAAUGUUGGGAUCCCCAAAGCAAAUACCCGCUUCCAGUUUUUUCAACUUUUGUCCUCACAGGCUCUUCUGCUGAAAAGGUAUAUGGAGCUGCCAUCCAGUUUUAUGAACCUUACUCUCGAGAACUUCUAACAGAAAAACAGCUUAUGCAGCUGGGCCUGUUGACACCUGUGGAGAGAAGAAUGGUCUCCAAAUCCAUCAAUUCAAACAAAUGCAUUUGUUUACUCUCACACUGGCCUUUUUUUGAAGCUUUUAGAAAAUUUCUCAUGUUUAUCUACAAACUUUCUGUGUCUGGACCACAUCCUCUUCCCAUUGAAAAGCACAUUUCACAUUUUAUGCAAAACAUCCCUUUUCCUUCACCACAAAGACCAAGAAUCCUGGUACAGCUGUCAGUCCAUGAUGCGUUAAUAUUAUCACAACCAGUUUCUACACCUUUACCACUAAGUGGAGCCAACUUUAGCACCUUGUUAAUGAAUCUGGGUCCUGAGAAUUGUGCAACACUGCUGCUCUUUGUUUUACUUGAGAGCAAGAUUUUGCUGCAUUCUCUUAGGCCAGCUGUGUUGACUGGAGUAGCUGAAGCUGUUGUAGCUAUGAUCUUUCCAUUUCAGUGGCAAUGCCCAUAUAUUCCCCUUUGUCCUCUUUCACUGGCAGCAGUGCUUAGUGCACCUUUACCAUUUAUAGUUGGAGUUGACUCAAGGUAUUUUGAUCUUCAUGACCCACCACAAGAUGUUGUUUGCAUUGACUUGGAUACAAACAUGUUAUAUGUAUCAGAUGAAAAGAAGAACAUGAACUGGAAGCAGCUUCCCAAAAAGCCAUGCAAAAGUCUGAUUAGCACCUUGAAGAAAUUGUAUCCCCAGCUAUCUUUGGUUCACCGAAAAACUCAGGAAGGUUCAGCGAUUGAGAUGACUCCAAUUGAAGCAGAUUUCUCCUGGCAAAAGAAGAUGACACAACUUGAGAUGGAAAUUCAAGAGGCAUUUUUGCGCUUUAUGGCAUCCAUUUUAAAAGGAUACAGAACAUAUCUCAGACCAAUCACAGAGGCUCCUUCAAAUAAAGCCACAGCUGCUGAUUCAUUGUUUGACCGACAGGGAUUUUUAAAAAGUCGAGAUCGUGCCUAUACAAAAUUCUACACCCUUUUAACCAAAACACAGAUUUUUAUUCGUUUCAUUGAAGAAUGUAGUUUUGUAAGUGAUAAAGAUACUGGAUUGGCUUUUUUUGAUGACUGCAUAGAAAAGUUGUUUCCUGAUAAAGGCACAGAGAAAACAGAUAAGGUUGAUUUUGAUUCAGCAGAAGAUACCAAAUUGAUAGAGCUAGAUGAUUCACAGAAAAGUGAGCAUACUGUGUUCAUAAUGCCACCCGAGCCACCGCCUGAUGAUGGAAAGGAUCUGUCACCAAAGUACAGUUACAAAUACUUUCCAAGACUGGACCUUAAGCUUUUUGACAGACCACAGGAGUUGAAACUUUGUUUUAGUAGACACCCUACUGGGAGUAGCAUUACAAACAGUCCAGCUCUCAUGGCUAAGAGAACUAAACAGGAGAUAAAAACAGCUCAUAAGCUGGCGAAGAGAUGUUAUACAAAUCCACCACAAUGGGCCAAGUGUCUCUUCAGUCACUGUUACAGUUUAUGGUUUAUUUGUCUCCCAGCCUAUGUUAGAGUUUCUCAUCCUAAGGUCAGAGCACUUCAGCAGGCAUAUGAUGUACUUAUUAAGAUGAGGAAAACAGAUGUGGAUCCUCUAGAUGAGGUGUGCUAUCGAGUAGUAAUGCAGCUUUGUGGACUUUGGGGUCAUCCUGUCUUAGCAGUGAGAGUUUUAUUUGAAAUGAAAACUGCUAAAAUAAAGCCAAAUGCUAUUACUUAUGGCUAUUAUAAUAAGGUAGUUUUGGAGAGCCCGUGGCCUAGCAGUACCCGCAGUGGUAUCUUCUUAUGGAUGAAGGUACGGAAUGUGGUACGUGGCUUGGCACAAUUUAGGCAGCCACUUAAAAAUACCGUGCAAAAGUCACAGGUCUCCUCACUAUCAGCUCCUCAAAAUGCCACAGGUGGAAGUGAUGGGGACACGGUGAGCCACGGUAGUGUGGAUAGUUCUAAUGAUGCUAACAGUGGGGAGCACGCAGUCUUCGUCAGAGAUUUAAUCAGGCUUGAUUCCACUGAUAAUCACUCUAGCACAGGUGGUCAGUCUGACCAAGGCUAUGGGUCUAAGGAUGAACUUAUAAAGGAUGAUGCAGAAAUUCAUGUGCCUGAAGAACAAGUAUCAGGAGACUUGAUAACUAAAACAAAAGUGCCAACAGAAGAGGUAUGCGAUGUCUCUGCUGUUGUGGCCAAACAUUCACCACCUAGUGCAGAGCCCCAGAGUCCUACUGAACCUCCUGCAUGGGGCGGCAGUAUUGUGAAAGUUCCAUCUGGUAUAUUUGAUGUCAACGGCAGGAAAAGUAGCACUGGUAGUACAUCAAAUGUACUGUUUUCUACUCAAGAUCCAGUUGAAAAUGCAGUCUUUGGUGAAGUUACUAAUCUCAAGAAGAAUGGUGAUAGAGGAGAAAAAAGACAAAAGCAUUUUCCAGAGAGAAGCUGUAGUUUUAGUUCUGAAAGUCGAGCAGGAAUGUUGCUUAAGAAGAGCAGUUUGGACUUGAAUUCAAGUGAAGUGGCUAUCAUGAUGGGAGCAGAUGCCAGGAUUCUCACAGCAGCAUUGACGAGUCCUAAGACUUCUCCACUUCAUAUUGCAAGAACCCAUAGCUUUGAGAGUAUUAGCUGUCAUCCAGCUGACACUAGGACUCGUGUGUCUGAAAGCACUUGGGAUUCUGAGCGCAGAUCUUCAUCGGUGUUAGAGAUGCUUGAGGAAAGCCAAGAGUUCAUAGAACCUGUGGUUGAUGAAAAUGUAGCUAAAACUACUGUGACAAUGGAUGCAUGUGACAGCCUACAAAAUGACAGUAAUCAGUCCAGAGACUUGAAAGCAGGAUCCAAAGAUCUAGUAAAUAAGAGAAGUAGUUUAUGUGGUGUUGCUAAAGCUAUUGAGAGGGAAGAUGUUGAAACUGGACUAGAUCCUUUGUCACUUUUAGCCACUGAAUGUAUAGGAGAAAAAACUCCUGAUUCAGAAGAUAAGUUGUUUUCUCCAGUUAUUGCACGUAAUCUGGCUGAUGAAAUUGAAAGCUAUAUGAAUCUAAAGAGUCCCUUGGGUAGCAAGUCUUCUAGUAUGGAAUUACAUGAAGAGGGAAACAGAGAGCCUGGCACUACCAGUGCAUUUAUUCACCCUUUAGAGAGGAGAUCAAGCCUACCUUUAGAUCAUGGUCUUGCAGCACAGGAAAGUCCUGAAAGUGAAAAGAGCUCCCCUGCAGUGUCCAGAUCUAAAACUUUUACUGGGCGUUUCAGGCAACAAACUCCCUCUCGAGGUCAUAAAGAACGUUCAGCUUCUUUAUCAGCACUGGUCCGUUCUUCACCACAUGGCUCAUUGGGUUCUGUGGUAAAUUCUUUGUCAGGGCUAAAGCUGGACAAUAUACUCUCAGGGCCCAAGAUGGAUGUGCUAAAAUCUGGUAUGAAACAAGCAGCUACAGUAGCCAGUAAGAUGUGGGUAGCUGUAUCAUCUGCCUACAGCUAUUCAGAUGAUGAGGAGGAAACAAAGAGAGAUUACAGCUUCCCAGCUGGCCUUGAAGACCAUAUUUUAGGAGAGAAUAUAUCACCUAACACGAGUAUCUCAGGGCUGGUCCCUAGUGAACUUACCCAGAGCAACACAAGCCUUGGCAGUAGCAGCAGCAGUGGAGAUGUAGGUAAACUGCAUUACUCACCAGGUGAACUUCCAUUUCCAAGAGGCAUAAAAGGGCAGGACUUUGAAAAGUCAGAUCAUGGUUCUUCUCAAAACACCAGCAUGUCCAGCAUCUAUCAGAAUUGUGCAAUGGAGGUUUUGAUGUCAAGUUGUUCACAGUGCAGAGCUUGUGGAGCUUUAGUUUAUGAUGAAGAAAUUAUGGCUGGAUGGACGGCAGAUGAUUCAAACUUGAAUACAACCUGUCCCUUCUGUAAAAGCAACUUCUUGCCUCUUCUCAACGUAGAAUUUAAAGACUUGAGAGGCUCUGCAAGCUUUUUCCUGAAACCAAGUACGUCUGGUGACAGUUUACAAAGUGGAAGCAUUACACUGGCAAGUGAACCUUUGGAGCACAAACCCAUAUCCAGUUCAGCAGAACCUGACCUGAUCAACUUUAUGGAUUUCCCAAAACAUAACCAGACCAUAACUGAAGAAACAAGCUCUGCAGUUGAAUCAAGUGAUGAAAUAAUGAAAGCCAGUGGAGAUGUCCAAACUAUGAAAAUUUCACCUGUGCCUAAUAGUUUAUCAAAACGAAAUGUAUCUUUGACUAGAAGUCACAGUGUUGGAGGCCCCUUGCAAAAUAUGGACUUUUCCCAGAGACCGUUUCAUGGCAUUUCAACAGUUAGUCUUCCAAACAGUCUGCAGGAAGUUGUGGAUCCUUUAGGAAAAAGACCGAAUCCUCCCCCUGUUUCUGUGCCCUACUUGAGUCCUCUAGUGCUUCGUAAAGAACUUGAAUCUUUGCUAGAAAAUGAAGGCGAUCAGGUGAUUCACACGUCCUCUUUCAUCAAUCAACAUCCAAUCAUUUUCUGGAACCUCGUUUGGUAUUUCAGACGUUUGGACCUUCCUAGUAACUUGCCGGGACUUAUCCUCACAUCUGAACAUUGUAACGGAGGUGUACAGCUUCCCCUGUCAUCUCUGUCUCAGGAUAGCAAACUCGUGUAUAUUCAGCUGUUAUGGGAUAAUAUCAACCUUCAUCAGGAACCAGGAGAACCUCUGUAUGUCUCAUGGAGGAAUUUUAAUUCUGAAAAGAAAUUGUCUCUCCUGUCAGAGGAACAACAAGCAACAAGCGCUUUAGUAGAAACCAUCAGGCAGAGUAUUCAACAUAAUGAUGUUCUUAAACCCAUCAACCUGCUUUCACAACAAAUGAAGGGAGACAUGAAAAGACAAAGGAGUUUAUACAGAGAAAUCCUCUUCUUAUCAUUAGUAUCUCUUGGAAGAGAGAGUAUUGAUAUUGAGGCUUUUGACAAUGAGUAUGGACUUGCAUACAAUAGUUUAUCUUCAGAGAUUCUUGAAAAGUUGCAGAAAAUUGAUGCUCCACCAAGUAUCAGUGUGGAGUGGUGCAGGAAGUGUUUUGGAGCACCUCUCAUUUAAAUAAGAUUCACUAGAUUUUGGACACAGAACUGGGGGAAUAGAUUCAAUCUGGAGACAUUCAAGGUUUGUUUCAAAUUACGAAUUGGUGAACACUGAAAUGAAGUUAUUCUUGGGACAAUAGAUAAUGAAAUGUAAUUCAUACUGAAUCAUCUCAGAAGGUAAAAAUGCCACUAAAAUGCCCUAGGGUUUACUGAUGUUGAAGAUAUACAAUUUCUGAAUGGUUUUUAUCUGCUGAAAAUUGGUUUUGCAUUUCUCAGUAUUUGUAGCAGUUCGGUAAUGAGAAACCAUAUUCAUUCUUGGCGUUUUGUCUAUAUCUGAAGCUAUUGAGUUUGGGGAAUGGCAAAUUAAUGUAAACUUGCCUAACCCCAAAACAAACGAAAUCUCAAUUAUAAGAGCAACUAUUUGUGUAUUAUGUAUAUACGUGUGGCUGUGUAGGUGUGUAUCUACUCAGCCAUAUUAUAUUUAUUAAAAUUCUUAGAUUGCAUGUUGCAAUAGUUUUCUGAAAGGGGGUCUCCAACUAUUAAAUGACUACUACUAAAUUCAUAUGUAGUCAUUAAUCUCAAAAUUACCUGAAAGUCUGAUAACUGCCUUGCCUUUGACUUUAAAAUUAAUAUAUAUUUUUACCCUUCAUGUUAUGUAUUAGCUCCCUUAAUGGAUUGUAUCUUGAAUAUCCAGUUACUUCCUUUCAUCCUCUUCCCAGUAUCAUGUUAAUUUGCAACAGCUUUAAAAUUGGAAUAAAUGAGCCAGAUAGUUUAAAUGAAAUUAAUCAGCUUCAUAAUUUACGAAAUUAAAAUUCUUGUGUAUGUCUUUGGGCCUGAAAUUGUUCAGGCACAUAAAUUGUUGCUAUUGGUCACUUUUAAAAACCUGUGGGAUAACUUGCACUGCACACAGAAUUUUAUUCUUGUAUAAAAUUUAGAUUUGUACACUUAUUAUUUGUGCAUUUGUAAAUACUGUUUUUUAGGUUGAAUCAAUUAAGUCUUAAAACGUUAAAGCUUAUUAAACUUGUUGCCAGUAGGUUUAAGAAAAUCAUGACCUCACAUGCCUCACUCUGACAUUUAUCAUGCCUUUUGUUAAAACAUCCCUUAGGGACAGUAAAUUUGCCUUACCUCUCUGCAUGCAUGGUUUGAAAAGCCAAUGAUUGCAUGUGCUCGCUUUUACAGUAAUUAUGCAGAUGACUAAAUCAGUUGGUAAUUAUUUCCAAAUGGUACAGUUAACAGCACACAUCUCCUUUCUACCUGCUAUAAUCUUUUAAAAAUUGUUACUAUACCAGUCUUCCAACAUUUCAGGGUUAAUAAGACCUAUGCAGAAUCCUAGUUUCAAUUUAUUGUGAAAGUGCUAAGUGAAAGAACUUGUC